GUGUCGGACCAGUAGCACAAACGAGGGACAGCUAGUGACUGAAUAGCCAAAAUAAGACACAUAUUGUGUUUCUCUGGUUCAGAGGGUUUAUAGUUGUUUCUGUACCGAUGUUAUGAUUCUAGCUGCGUUCUUUCUGAGGUGAACGUGCUGAUUUACUGUCAGAGAGGAUGUUCGCGAGACCGUUUCGUGUCAAAUCCAACACCGCAAUCAAAGGAUCAGACAGGAGAAAGCUCAAAGCUGACAUAUCAGCAGCUUUCCCUUCACUGUCUGCUGAUGAUCUGUCUGAGCUGGUCCCCAACAAAGAGGAACUAAAUGUAGUGAAGAUUUAUGCACAUAAGGGAGAAGCUGUGACACUUUAUGUUCUUCAUAAAAACCCACUGUUCUUUGAGCUGGAGAAACGCCUUUAUCCUACAGUGUAUGUACUGUGGAGGUAUCCAGCUCUGCUGCCAACAUUCAAGACAUGGCCUCCUGUGCUUCAGAAGCUGAUUGGAGGGGCAGAUCUCAUGCUGCCAGGUGUGGUUGUGCCGUUGGGUGGUCUUCCAGAUGUUAAACAGGGAGACUUCUGUGCCGUUACAAUUGUCAACAAUAGAGCUCCUGUGGCAGUUGGCACUGCUGUUCUUUCAAGUGCAGAGAUGCAGAGUGCUGACAUGAAAGGGAGAGGGGUUUGUGUUCUCCACACGUAUAUGGAUAAUCUUUGGGCAUUUGGAGACAAAUCAGGUCCUCCAUCUUUACCAGACACAGAGAGUGAAGGACAGGGGUUGAAUGGAGAGGAAUGUGAGGUUGAUAAAGAAGAAGAGGAGGAAGAGGGUGAGAGAAGUGCAGAGGAGGAGCAGCAGAGUCCUGGUGAAAUGGUCACAGAUCAAGCCUGCUCUGCUAUUGAGGAACUGAGUCUUACGAAGGAGGAGGAAGAGAAAGGUGAAAAGGACAACGAAGAAGCAGAGGAGAACAAGGAUGAUCAGAAAAUGCCACAAGAGAUAAUGGACGCUCUGCUAUUGCAGUGUUUCCUCCAUGCUCUCAAGAGCAGGGUGAAGAAGUCAGAGCUCCCUCUGCUGACAAGUACAUUUCUCCGCAACCACAUGUUCUCCUGCUGCCCAAGUGGGAAACAGCUGGAUAUCAAGAAAUCAAGCUAUAAAAAGCUCUCCAAGUUCCUGCAGGCCAUGCAGCAGAAGCACAACCUUGUGCAAGUUAAAGAACUGACCAAGGGUGUGGAGAGCAUUGUGGAAGUGGACUGGAAAAAUCCAGAACUGCGGUCCUUCAACAUUCCUGAGGAGACAGAUGUGGAGGCAGCUCCUGCACAGGAUGGAGGAGAAGGAGAAACUCCAUACCAUCCUCCUGAGAUCAGAACUCUAUAUUCUGUGUCAGCUCGACUGGAGCCUCUCUUUUUGGAUGCAAACAAAAGGAAAGGGACAAUACUGCAACCUGCUGAAGUGAGGAAUAUUGUAACAGAGUAUGUGAAGAAGAAUGAAUUGGUGGAUGAAAAUAAUAAAAAUUAUGUCACCAUAAACCCGACUCUGUGUGACUGCUUGUUGGAGAAAUCAGAGUACCAGGAGGUGGAGUUACUCAAGUGGGAUGACCUCUUUAGCAGGACUUUGGGAAAAAUGCAGGAGUGCUAUGAAGUUGUAUUUCCUGGACAAGCGCCCAUAAGAAAGAAGGGCCAUAUUGAGCCUAUAGAUAUCUCUGUGGCUUCUCGAGGCUCCAAUAAGAAGGUUACUCUGAUAAAGAACCUGGAAGUGUACGGUUUGGAUCCUGCAGUUGUGGCCACAGCUCUGCAGCACCGGGUUCAGGCCAGCUCCGUUUUACAGCCAAUCCCUGGAUCCAAGGAUAAAGUCCUGGUCCAAAUCCAAGGCAACCAGAUUCAUCAAGUCGGCAAUUUGUUGCUAGAGCAUUAUCAAAUCCCUCGAAAGUACAUCCAAGGACUAGACAAAGCUCCUAAAGGAGGCAAGAAGAAAUAACACUUUAUCAAGUGUGAUUAUCAACAAUUUAUUGUCUGGAAUCAAAACAAACAGUCUAAUAAAAUUGAUUCCCUGUCGUCUUCUGACGGUUGAUAACAGGAGCCAGAGGUUCUUGUUCUCAUUUGUCUUCCAGUGAGUAUUCAGUAGAGGGGUUGAAGCCAUUAGCAGUGGUUUACACAAUGUUCAUGCUGGGCUCCACUUUGGCAGAUGAAAUAUUCUAAAACUUUCCACUCACCAACCAAAUCAACACAAACUGAAAAGCCUAUCUUACACAGGCAGGCCAUGGUAAAAGGAUAGAGUGUGGCUCUGUCUUUAAUAACCAUCACUGAACUGGUGGAGACAAGGGCAAGAUAAUUAUUACAUUUUUGUGUCUUUGUUUUGCUGGAUUUUUUGUUAGCGUUUAUUUACCUGGAAUUUAUCACUCAAAAUUUAACGUGCUUUGUUAGCAGUGUAAAACACUGCAUACUAAACCGACUCUCUUCUCUACGGUUUAAACCAGGGGUGUCCCGAUCCCGAUCGUAUGUAUCGGAUCAGAGCCGAUAUAAGCAUUUUUAACUGAUCGGAGAUCGGCAAUUUGUUCCGAUCAGCCCACCCGAUCAUUUACGUCAGCUGUUGUAAGCAAAACACAAUUUACGACAUACACCAUAUACGCACCAGUAACACAACAAAGCAAAAGUAGCAACAUUAGCAUUCCUGUGUUUAAAAUGUAGGCAGUGUGGAAAAGCUUCUAACAUGAGAGUGAAAACAGUCCAGUGGCCACUUGCAGCAUCUGUAACAUGACCUUUUCACGAGGUGGUAGUAGCAGUUAACACUACAAAUUUGAUCCGUCAUCUCCGAACUAAACAUACAGCGCAAUACGUUGACUUCACUAUAGCAACAGGCAGCUUCACCGAAGCAACAAACUCUGGGCUUAAUUUUUUUUUUUUUUUUUUUAAGAUUUAUUUUUGGGCUUUUUGUGCCUUUAUUUGAUAGUGGAGGGCAGUGGGUAGAGCCGGAAAUGGGAGAGAGAGUGGGGAGAAACAUGCGGUAAAGAGCCACAGGCCGGAUUAGAACCUGCACCUCCUGCGUACAUGGUAGUGCCGUAGACCGCUAGGCCAUCUGCGCGCCAGCAAACUCUGGACUUUAAGAGAAAAGACAAGUACCCUAGAGAGAGCGAUAAGGCAAAAAAGAUAACAGAAAAAGUGGUCAACUUCAUUGCUUCAAACAACCAUCCCAUCUCAGUGGUGGAGAAUUUGGGUUUUUGUUGUCUUCUUGAGCUUUUGGGUCCGCGCUAUCUGCUGCCGUCUCCACAUUGCAUUACUGACACUACCUUACCAGAGCUGUAUAACAAAGUAUGUAACAGCAUACUAGAGAAUGUAGAAAGCAACUUUGUUGCCGUUAGCUUCACUACAGACAUUUGGAGCUCUGAUGUUUGCCCUAUGUCACUGCAAAGUCUCGCUGAACAGUCCUCCACCUUUGAGUUAAAGCGUGCAGUGUUACAUGCACACCAUUUUCGUGGGUCUCACACAGCAGAGCAUGUAAAGCAGGCCAUCGAGGAUGCUGGUUUUCCUAAACAAGAACCUUCACUUCAUUUUAAAGUAAUAUUGAGUAAAGAAAUAAAAGUGAGGGAGGAAAACGUGAUGUAGCAGCUCCAGUUGCUCUUUAGAAAUUGCACUGUAAUAACAAGAGUGCCUUGUAUUUGAUAUUUCAAGUUAAACUGUUUUGAGUUCAGUUUUUGUUGUGACUAAUGUAGUU
This is a messenger RNA of Cheilinus undulatus (humphead wrasse), 3686 nucleotides long. RefSeq names its product eukaryotic translation initiation factor 2D (gene eif2d). Gene Ontology annotation, molecular function: RNA binding; translation initiation factor activity. Gene Ontology annotation, biological process: translational initiation; formation of translation preinitiation complex. The record is from RefSeq and is a predicted model, not a curated record. Bases 168 to 1952 code for a protein of 594 amino acids. The transcript has 15 exons. NCBI's taxonomy places the organism in Eukaryota, Metazoa, Chordata, Actinopteri, Labriformes, Labridae.